AUUCUGUGAUUGCACCUAGGAAUCUAGGAUAAUAUUAUUAUUUAUUAUUAUAGAUACAUUUUGAACGAUUAUUUGAAUAUUUAUUUUGUCGUCUAUUAUUGUAAUGUAAGGUUGUUCGAGUGUCUAACGUCUUGUUUAAAACUGUAAUUAUUAAACUUGUAAAUUGCAAAUGUAGUGCUAAAAAGUGAACGACCACUAACUGCCAACGAGAAAAAAUCAGGCUACUACAGACCAAGCAGUGUUAAUGUCAUCGUACCAAAGUUCGAUUCGUUCGUAAAUCCAUCUCAUAAUGUCAGAUUCGCCAAGGCCCAAAGGAUUGAAUACAUCGAGUGUUGGGAAGUCCUCACCGGCCCGUGAAGUUGAUGUUCACGCCGGUCGGCCCGCACAAGGGCACAGCGGUAAUUUGACUGGGAACCGUCGUAUAUUGAAAGACACCGCAGCAGAUAUCUUCAAUCGUAUGCAGCAAUGGAAAAUCCACCAAGACAGGGGAUGUGUUGUGAUAUCGAAUAUAUUCAAUUUGCGAAUGGAAACGUUAAACAUUAAAUUUCCUGAUCAGCUUGAAGGUUUAGUGAAGGAAUUAAAAAAACUUUGUGAGCAAAUGUUUGAUAUUGUUGAAGGGCUCAAAAUUAAACUAAGGAAUCUUACAGCUGUAUCGGUUUUAGAAAAAGGCAAUUCGACACCACUUUUCAUAUCAUGGACAACAGAACAUUUUUGUAAAGUAACUGAGAAAAUAUUAAGAGCUUAUCAAAAAGAACAGAAACUACAUCAAAGUCUUCUAUUGAGAAUAGCAGAUAACACGGAUCCUGAUAUUCUGUUAUUUUAUCUUUCAUGUUGGACAUAUCAGCCGUAUUUAGAUCAUAGCAUAGAAAAAGAAUUACAUUGUAUGAUUAAAGAGACUAGACAUGUAUGAGUUAGUUUAACAAUAAAUUAAGCUAAAAAUAAGUUAAGAGUUAUAAAAAAAGAUAUGAAUUUAUAUUAAUAAAACUAUAUUCUAAUUUAAUAACAAAAGAUUUUACAAGUCAAAAAUACUUGGAGUACUCUCCUGAGCACAUUUCCCUACAGAUUGAAUAAACUUAACAAAACCAGUAUCUUUUGGUUUCUCCAAACCUCUUAAUAAGCGGUUUUUCAUAACAGCAACAAAUUCUCGAUUGCUUAAUUGUCCAUCAACUAUAAAUUAAAAAUAAAAGUUAAUAGCACGAAUAGUUUUAAAUUUUUAUAAACACUAGCAAUGUAAAAUAUUAACUUACGGUUUUCAUCAAAUAUUGUGAAAAUUACAUUGAUCAAGUGGUCAUUUAAGUCAACAUGAGCUACAGUGUUAGCUACAUGUUUUAAAGUGGCUAUAAAAAAUAAUAAUAAUAAAUCACCAAUUAGUAUUUCUAUAAUAAUUAUUAAUUAUAAAAAGUGAAAUAAACCUUGAUCAAUUGAUGCUCCUGCAAUAUGAUAAAAAGUAAGAGCUGUAUCUACAUCAUUAAUAUUAUUCAAAAAGUGAAAAAAAUGUAAGUAGUCUUCUUCGCUGAUGCCUCGAGUAUUUUCUUUAAAUCUGAAAUCAUUACAAUUAUUAAUCAUUCAAUAUGCUACAUCAAUUGUUUAUUAAAAUAAUAAAUCUAUUAUCUAACUAGUUUGAUAGAAUUUGGGAUUAAUUAAU
Molecule: messenger RNA, 1645 nt
Organism: Metopolophium dirhodum (rose-grain aphid)
Lineage: Eukaryota; Metazoa; Arthropoda; Insecta; Hemiptera; Aphididae
Product: cyclin-dependent kinase 2-interacting protein-like
Exons: 5
Coding region: 290-910 (206 amino acids)
Source: RefSeq, a predicted model, not a curated record